UUGAAACUCACUGGAAACUUCAGUGGCGCCGCGACUUGCCAGUUUCACUGCUGGAACUUUUCUUUGCAGGAGGAGAAGAGAAGGGGUGCAAGCGCCCCUCUUUUGCGCUCUUUCUUCCCCUCCUCCUUCUCCUCUCCAGUUCGCCUUCCCCCACUUGGAGCGGGCAGCUGCGGGCUGGCCACCGCGCGCCUUCCUAAGUGCUCGCCGCCGCAGCCGGGUGACGCGCCAGGCUCCCCGGGAGCCGCUCGCUCCGCGUCCGGGCAGCCGAGGGGAGAGGAGCCCGCGCCUCGAGCCCCCGAGCCGCCGCGGCUUCUCGCCUUUCCCGGCCACCCGCCCCCUGCCCCGGGCCCGCGUAUGAAUCUCCUGGACCCCUUCAUGAAGAUGACCGACGAGCAGGAGAAGGGCCUGUCCGGCGCCCCCAGCCCCACCAUGUCAGAGGACUCGGCGGGCUCGCCCUGCCCUUCGGGCUCCGGCUCGGACACCGAGAACACGCGGCCCCAGGAGAACACGUUCUCCAAGGGCGAGCCGGACCUGAAGAAGGAGAGCGAGGAGGACAAGUUCCCCGUGUGCAUCCGCGAGGCGGUCAGCCAGGUGCUCAAGGGCUACGACUGGACGCUGGUGCCCAUGCCGGUGCGCGUCAACGGCUCGAGCAAGAACAAGCCGCACGUCAAGCGGCCCAUGAACGCCUUCAUGGUGUGGGCGCAGGCGGCGCGCAGGAAGCUCGCCGACCAGUACCCGCACCUGCACAACGCCGAGCUCAGCAAGACGCUGGGCAAGCUCUGGAGACUGCUGAACGAGAGUGAGAAGCGGCCCUUCGUGGAGGAGGCGGAGCGGCUGCGCGUGCAGCACAAGAAGGACCACCCGGAUUACAAGUACCAGCCGAGGCGGAGGAAGUCGGUGAAGAACGGCCAGGCGGAGGCCGAGGAGGCCACCGAGCAGACGCACAUCUCCCCCAACGCCAUCUUCAAGGCGCUGCAGGCCGACUCGCCGCACUCGUCCUCGGGCAUGAGCGAGGUGCACUCCCCGGGCGGCGAGCACUCGGGGCAAUCCCAGGGCCCCCCGACGCCACCCACCACCCCCAAAACCGACGUGCAGCCGGGCAAGGCUGACCUGAAACGAGAGGGGCGCCCCCUGCCAGAGGGGGGCCGACAGCCCCCCAUCGACUUCCGCGACGUGGACAUCGGCGAGCUGAGCAGCGACGUCAUCUCCAACAUCGAGACCUUCGACGUCAACGAAUUCGACCAGUACCUGCCGCCCAACGGCCACCCGGGGGUGCCGGCCACGCACGGCCAGGUCACCUACACGGGCAGCUACGGCAUCAGCAGCACGGCGGCGACCCCGACGGGCGCGGGCCACGUGUGGAUGUCCAAGCAGCAGGCGCCGCCCCCGCCGCAGCAGCCCCCAAGGUCUUCGAGUUCGGUUUCUUACGGAUUUUCCAAAGGUCCCCCGGGGCCGAGAGCUGCCGGGCCACCGAUUUGCAGCAAGGUGGUCACGCGUCUGGAUACCUAA
Molecule: messenger RNA, 1509 nt
Organism: Suricata suricatta (meerkat)
Lineage: Eukaryota; Metazoa; Chordata; Mammalia; Carnivora; Herpestidae
Gene: SOX9
Product: SRY-box transcription factor 9
Exons: 4
Coding region: 355-1509 (384 amino acids)
Biological process (GO): chondrocyte differentiation; positive regulation of chondrocyte differentiation; negative regulation of transcription by RNA polymerase II
Cellular component (GO): nucleus
Molecular function (GO): RNA polymerase II cis-regulatory region sequence-specific DNA binding; DNA-binding transcription factor activity, RNA polymerase II-specific
Source: RefSeq, a predicted model, not a curated record